CUCGCAAGGACCGCGGAGAGUCGCCGGGAGUAGCGGAGUCUCAGCUCGAGUCGUCGUUCCUCCCCCGACUCCGAGGAUGCGGUGAACGGGGAUCGAGCGCGCGUCUCGAGAAGUGACGGAACGAUGCUGGCGCGGGAGAGCAUCAUCCCGGAGGAGUUCCUCUUGGCGAGGCUGGCGGAGGAGUAUGCACGCCUGCCACGCUACAGCACGCGGCCACGGCGUGCCCGCUUUAUUGAGAAGAGCGGCGCUUGCAACGUGGCGCACAAGAACAUCCGCGAGCAAGGGCGCUUCCUGCAGGACGUCUUCACCACGCUGGUGGACCUGCGCUGGCCCAACACGCUCAUCGUCUUCAACAUGGCCUUCCUCACCACGUGGUUCCUCUUCGCCAUGCUGUGGUGGCUCAUCGCGUUCGCGCACGGAGACCUCGCGGGCAGCCCCACGCCGUGCGUCACCGACGUGCGCUCCUUCACCUCCGCCUUCCUCUUCUCCAUCGAGGUUCAGGUGACCAUCGGCUUCGGCGGCCGCAUGAUCACGGAGCAGUGCCCGUGCGCCAUCUGCGCGCUCAUCAUGCAGAACAUCGUGGGCCUGCUCACCAACGCCGUCAUGCUGGGCUGCAUCUUCAUGAAGACGGCCCAGGCGCACCGGCGCGCCGAGACGCUCAUCUUCAGCCGGCACGCCGUGGUGGCGCUGCGUGACAAGCGCCUCUGCUUCAUGGUGCGCGUGGGCGACCUGCGCAAGAGCAUGAUCAUCAGUGCCAGCGUGCGCAUGCAGGUAAUCUGCAAGACGACGACGUCGGAGGGCGAAGUGAUCCCCAUGCACCAGGUGGACAUCCAGAUGGACAACCCCGUGGGCGCCAACAGCAUCUUCCUGGUGUCGCCGCUCAUCGUUAGCCACACGCUGGACGCGCGCAGCCCCCUCUACUCGCUGGCGGCCGCCGAGCUGCCCGGCGCCGACGUCGAGGUGGUGGUGGUGCUGGAGGGCAUCGUGGAGACGACGGGCAUCACCACGCAGGCGCGCACCUCCUACCUGGCCGACGAGAUCCUGUGGGGUCACCGCUUCGAGAGCGUCGUCACGGAGGAGGAUGGCCGCUACUCCGUCGACUACUCCAAGUUCGGCAACACCGUCAAGGUACCGACGCCGCGCUGCAGCGCCCGCGACCUCGACCGCGCGCGCCACCCCGAAGCCUUCGGUCCUCCCCAGGCGGGACCCCCCCUCCUCCAGCUCGCCUGCCGCCACGGGGCGGACGAGCCCGCAUCCUCCUCCAACUCGUCGAUGUCUCCGCUGCGGCGACGGAAGAACCACCGCUCGGGCUGGGGCGGCAGCGGGGACAGCUUCGGCGGUGGCGGCAGUGGCGGCAAGCACCGUCUGUCCGUGCGGUUCGGGCGGCCCCGGUCGACGAGCGAGCGUUCCGACGGCGCGUUCGAGGGAAGGCCCAGGCCCAGGCCCGCGUCGCUGCACCUCGCCUCCGCCUAAGCCGCCGGCGACGGCGAAGAGUCGAGCCGCUCGCAGCGCGACGGUUCUUCGGCCGGUGGCGGCGGUGGUGGUGGUGAUUGUGGUGGUGGU
This is a messenger RNA of Petromyzon marinus (sea lamprey), 1563 nucleotides long. Its product is annotated as ATP-sensitive inward rectifier potassium channel 11-like. Gene Ontology annotation, biological process: potassium ion import across plasma membrane; regulation of monoatomic ion transmembrane transport. The record is from RefSeq and is a predicted model, not a curated record. Gene Ontology annotation, molecular function: ATP-activated inward rectifier potassium channel activity. Lineage: Eukaryota; Metazoa; Chordata; Hyperoartia; Petromyzontiformes; Petromyzontidae. Gene Ontology annotation, cellular component: plasma membrane.